Messenger RNA from Trichoplusia ni (cabbage looper), 608 nucleotides. RefSeq names its product cuticle protein 8-like. Lineage: Eukaryota; Metazoa; Arthropoda; Insecta; Lepidoptera; Noctuidae. The transcript has a single exon. The record is from RefSeq and is a predicted model, not a curated record. Gene Ontology annotation, cellular component: extracellular matrix. The annotation marks the transcript as partial.
UAUUUUUUUUUUCAGUUCGUGAUCGUUCUUUCCCUGGCUGUUGCCGCUUCCGCCGGAGUCCUCCCGUACGCUAAGGUUGCAUACGCCGAGCCUGAGGCGCCAGCUCACUACGAGUUCAAUUACUCCGUCCACGAUGAGCACAAUGCUGACGUGAAGCAGCAGCAGGAGUCUCGCGCCGGAGACGCCGUGCAGGGCUCGUACUCGCUCGUGCAGCCCGACGGUGUCCGCCGCAUCGUGCACUACACCGCCGACCACGAGCACGGCUUCAACGCUCAGGUCACCUACGAAGGCACCCCUAUCCAGCAAGCUCCCGCUAAGAUCGCCUACGCCGCUCCCAUCGCCAAGGUCGCCUACGCUGCCCCCAUCGCCAAGGUCGCCUACGCUGCUCCCGUCGCCAAGGUGUCCUACGCUCCUGCCGCCGUGUCCUACUCUCACGCUCCAGUUGCCUACGCCGCUCCCGUCGCCAAGGUCGCCUACGCCGCUCCCGUAGCCCACGUGUCCUACGCUUCCCCCGCUAUCUCCUACCACCACUAAGUUGUUACCUAGUUCCUACAGUUAACCAAGUUGUUAUAAUUAUGGAAUAGUCGCUAUUAAAUUAUUGAAUUCAG